Lodderomyces jiufengensis is the source of this 4878-nucleotide messenger RNA. RefSeq names its product Int1p (gene INT1). Gene Ontology annotation, molecular function: GTP binding. Gene Ontology annotation, cellular component: cellular bud neck contractile ring. NCBI's taxonomy places the organism in Eukaryota, Fungi, Ascomycota, Pichiomycetes, Serinales, Debaryomycetaceae. The coding region runs from base 1 to 4878 and encodes 1625 amino acids. The transcript is spliced from 2 exons. The record is from RefSeq and is a predicted model, not a curated record. Gene Ontology annotation, biological process: axial cellular bud site selection; protein localization to bud neck.
AUGUCACAAUUGGAAGAAUCACAUAGUUUAAUACAAAAUAUAUCACCAACCACGAGUAACGAUUUAUUCAAAUUAGAAAAUGAAUCUGUCGAUCUAUUACUUAAAGAAAUAAAUUUUGAUCCAGAGAAUUUAAAUAAUGAAGUCAAUUCUACUACACAUACUAAAAAUCAGCCAAGUUUAUCUUUGUCAAUAAAUAAUUCACCUACUAAACCUUUGAAAUUUCCAAAUAAUCAACAAAAAUCAACAGAUCCAAAUUCAAGUUCAGAUACUUAUGCAAGUGAAGAUCAACAAAUAAAAACUGUAGAUAAUUUGAAAUCAUCAUUUGAUAGAAAUUUUGAUAUUGAUACAUCAAUGGAUUUAGGUAAAACAAUUUCAAUUCCAGAUGAAUUACAGUUUAAUAAUAAUAAUAAUAAAAGUAAAGGUUCACCUGUUGAUGAAUUUUCAUUUCAAACUCCAAUGACUUCAGCUAUAGAUUUAACUAACAAAAAUCAAAAAGAUCAACAACAAACAAAUUCAAUAAAGGCAUCACCUAGCAAAUCAAUUUUACGAAAAACACCAAGCUCAUCACCAAAAAAAGUUGCAUUCACAUCUACAAAUCCUGAGAUUCAUCAUUACCCUGAAGCAGAAUUUAAUCUCGAAGAAUCAAAUAUACAACAAGAAAUUCCAAAUUUGUCAUUACAAAUACCAAUCCAUCAUCAAUGGUCUCAGCCUCAUUAUAGUCAUUCUGAAGAAGAAAGUAUGGCAUCACCUCCACCUCCACCUCCUCCACAUACAAGUCAACCAACUUAUGCUGAACUUUUAAAACAUGAUCAAGAACGUGAUGAUUUAGAUACAGAAACAUUAACUGAUUUAAAAUUGAGACAUGACAAUUUCAGUAAUUUAUCACUAAAUGAAAAAAUGAAUAAUUAUUUAACAAAAGGUCAACUAUCCUCGAGAAUGAAUGAUCGAGAAUUGGAUACUCAUUUAAUUGAAUUAGAAAAAGCAUCAAAAUAUAAAACAAAUAAUAAUAUUCAUGAUUUAUCUUUGUCACUACAGACUUCAAAUUAUAAUAUUGAAAAUCCAUUAGAUUCUUUACAAAAAUCUCCAGAUGUUCAAUUGAGAUCCUCUGGUUCAUCACAAUCUUCAUUACAAUCAUUGAGAGAUACAAAUCGUGGAUUAAACUCAAUACCUGGUUCCCCAACUAAAGCAAAUAGAGGAUUGGAAUUAAGAGAUGGUAUAAAAGGAUUGCCAGAUUCUGUUGUUGAAGCCUUAUUACCACAAGAUGAAUCUGAAGAAGGUAUUGUAUUGAGACCAUCAUUAAAUAAUAGUAAGCUGCUAGUUGCACAACAAAUGAUAUCCGAUGAUAAUAUGGAUUCAUUCGAUAGAUCUUUCAGUCAUACUGAGCAAUCAAUAUUAAACUUAUUGAAUAGUGCUACUACUCCUCAAGCAACAAAACUCAAUUCACCUGGAGAAAAACAAAUAGACAUUAAAAAAGAGACAGAAGAUGAAACCCCUGUUGAAAACAAUAAGGAGAACACUCCGGAAGUUAAAGUUGUAGUUAAAACAGAAUCGAAUGGAUCAUUACGUCAAAUUAUCUCAAGUGAACCAGUUGAACCAGAGUCAUUACAGAGAAGCUCACAAUUCUCCAGUCAAUUAUUCAAAUCAGAAAAUGAUGUUCAUGUAUCAGCAUUCACCGGUCUUACUCCAGAAGAAGAACUUAGACAAUUAAAGUCGGAAAACAAUGAAGAUUUACAACAAAAUAAUUCAAGGGAAAUGGAUGAAGAUUCAAGUCAACAACAAGAUGAUACUAGAAUGUCAAUAAGAUUUCAUAUGGAUAGUGAUUGGAAAUUCGAAGACAGUAAUGAUGGAGACAGAGAGGAUAAUGAUGAAGUAAGUAAAGUACUUGAUAAAUCAGAUGUUAUGAAAGAAUCAAUAAACUCCUCACAAGAUGAUGAUUAUGCAGAUGCAUCGAAUGAAAUAAGUCAGCAUGUGGAAGAAGAUGUUGUAACUUUAGCACCACCAAAAACUCAAGAAAUUGUCUUACAGCUGAAGGAAGAUUCCGAGGCAUUAGCCAACUCUUCGAAUAUUGCUGAGCCACAUGAAGAUAUUACAUUACCACAAGUUGAAGUAAACAAUUAUUCAUCAUUUGAUGAAGUCACUAAGAACAUGGAUACUAUAUCAAGUUUUGAGCAAUCAUUAUCUGCAGAAAACGACAUAGAUAAAAAUAAAAUGGAGAAUUUUAUUUCAAUUUGGCAUAGUCAAGAAAAACAAAAGAAGAAACAAAUUCAUAAGGUCCCAACUAAACAAUUGAUAGCAGCAUAUCAAGAUGAAGUCAAUCAUCGUAAAAAUUCAGUAUCAACAAAUCAAACCAAGAUACCACAAUCUAUAAAUCAAAAGAAAUUUAAAGAAGUUCAUGUUAUGUCAAGAAGAAUAGUUAGUCCUGAUUUUGAUGAUUUACAUUUAUCUGGAUUUUUACCUGAGAUAUCAAGAGAUUCAGCUUUUAACGAUUUACAAUUUCCAAAUUAUUCACAAUCUCAUAGAUAUUUAAGUUCAAAUUCAUUAAAUAAUCAAAAUGUUUUAUCUAAUAUUGAUAAUAAUCCAAAAAUAAUUGAACCACCACAACCUAAAACAUAUAGUGAAAUACGACAUUCUAAAAGAUUGAGUUCAUCCCAACAACUUAUAGAUCAAGAAGCUCAGGGAGGUGCAAGGGCAAAUACAAAUGCUAAAAAAUCUAGAUUUAGAGUACCAACUUUUGAAAUUAAACGUUCUUCAUCGAUAUUAUCACCAAGAAAUAUGUACGAUGAUAUUUUCGAUGAUGUUAUAGGGAAAAAACCACCAACAAUAAGAGCAGAGGGUAUGAGAACAUUACCAAGUAUGGAUAAAGAUGAUGUUAAACGUAUUUUAUCAACAAGGAAAGGAAUGACUCAAGAUGAAUAUAUUAGUGCAAAAUUUAUUGAACAAAAAUCAAAGAAAAACUCUAUAGUUACAGAAGCUGAAGAUUUAUAUGAUAAAAUUCAGCAAACAGCAUCAAUACAUGAUGCUAAUAUUGAUUCUCCAAAAUCUCGUCAAGUUUCAACUGGUAUUGGUGCUGAUGUUUUACCUUAUUUAGCUGAUGAAUUAAGAAAAUCUCCAAGAACAUUAUUAUCUAAAAACCAACCUUUCCAAAAUGACGAAGUAUUAUCAAGAGCUAAUUCUGUUAUAAUUCAUUCAAAUUUAAAUAAUACUUUACCUGAACCUGAUUUUGCUUUAGAUUUUUCACCAGAAAAUGUUCAACAAGAACAAUCUCCUGAAAUUGAUGAAAUGGAAACGUCGCUAAAUGCUAAAGAUCAAUUGCUUGUAUUUGAUAAUGUGUCACCAAAAGCUGAACAACAAAUUGACCCAGCUCUUCCAAGCACUCCAGUUCAAGAACACAAAGUUACCUUGCCAUUAUCAAAACAAAAUUCACCAACUAAAAGAAGUCCAAUUAAGAUAGGAUCACCUGUAAGAUUAAUUAGAAAAGAUGGUUCAAUAACGGGAAUUGAAUCUCCAAGAAGAGGUGACGAAGAUCAUAUUUAUCAUAAGCCAAAACCUUCUUUCACUGGUGAAGAAAUUUUUAAUCACAAGCUUAGAGAUGUACCUCAGCAAAAUACAAAUUUAGAAGAGUCAAAUCAGCAUAUACCAAGUACAGUUUCUGUUCCAUCAGAAUACUCUGAAUCGAAACAAGAACCAGGUUUACAACAUCAACACCAUGAUCGUCAUAGAUCAGAUCCAAAAGUUAUAGAUGAUGAAAUACCAGAUACUCAAUUACAAGAAAGUGGGAAAUUAUUUUUUAGAGUUGUUGGAUUGAAAAACAUCAAUUUACCAGAUAUGAGAACUCAAAAGGGAAAAUUCUCAAUAACUUUAGAUAAUGGUGUUCAUUGUGUUAAAACUCCAGAAUAUGAAUUGAAUUCAAAUGCUAUUCCAAUUAGUAAAGAAUUUGAAUUAACCGUUGUAAAUUCAUUACAAUUUAUAUUAACUAUGAAAUGUCAUUAUCAAAAACCAAGAGGUACAUUAGUUGAAGUACGUGAAAGAAAAGUUGUGAAAUCAAAAAACAAAUUUGCAAGAUUAUUUGGUUCAAAAGAUAUUAUCACAACAACAAAAUAUGUGCCAAGUGAAGUUAAAGACAAUUGGGCUAAUAAAUUUGCAAUUGAUGGAUCUUUUGCAAGAUGUUAUAUAGAUUUUGCACAAUUUGAACAACAAAUUACUGGGAAAGUUGCAAGAUUUGAUUUAAAUUGUUUUAAUGAAUGGGAAAUCACGACCAACAAAACAAAAUUAAAACCUUAUAAGAUUGCAGAAUUGGAAGUUGAGAUGUUAUAUAUUCCAAAGACAGAAGCACAUGAAAUAUUGCCAACAAGUAUAAAGAGUGCUUAUUCAUCAUUACAAGAAUUGAAUAAUGAGAUGUCAACAUAUAAUGAAGGUUAUUUACAUCAAGAAGGUGGAGAUUGUGAUCAUUGGAAAAAAAGGUGGUUUAAAUUAUAUGCAACUUCAUUAAUUGCUCAUAGUGAAUUUUCACAUAAAACAAGAGCUAAAAUUAAUUUGAAUAAAAUUGUUGAUGUUCAAUAUAUUGAUAAGGAAAACAUACAAACUUCUCAUCAUCAACAGCAACAACCGCAGCAAAAUAAUAAAGGAAUUUUGAAACAAAACAAUACAAAUGGUGGUAAUACUAGAAAUUUCAGUGAUAUUUUAUUAGUUGAACAUUCAUUCAAGAUUAAAUUUCAAAAUGGUGAAAUUAUAAUUUUUGGAGCUCCGAAUUAUAAAGAAAUGAAAAAAUGGAUUGAAAUAUUGGAAAAUAUAGUUUAUAGAAAUAAAUUUAGACGUCAACCUUGGGUUAAUUUAAUGAUGAAAGAACAAUUGGCUGCUCAACAACAACAACAACAAUGA